GGCCAACAAAGUAUCAUCUUAUCUUGUAUUGUUUAUCAGGUAUUGUUCUGAAGUACUGACUUCCAAAACAGAACAUUAACUGGUAUUAUCUUAAGUAGGACAUUAUAAUGAUAGAUUUGGAAAAUAUCAAUUUACAAAAUAACCCGGUUCUUCAUUCGAACUGAGAUAGUUUGGCUAUUGCAUUCAAAUGAGCAAUGGCAAAAUGUGAAAUAGAGUGGCCUCCCUUGGAUUUUUGUUUACGAUUUCGUCUGUGUGCAGAUGAGCAAAGAAUGCAUUAUAAAUAAUAGCGAAACGUUUUGAUAUUGAAAGACAUAGAGAUUAUGGAGAACGUUAGUUGUCUGCAAGUGUCAUCUGAUGUCCUGAGUGAGUUUCUGGAAGUGGCUGUGCAUUGCAUCUUGUACAACCGAGGCCUCUACCCAGCAGGAGUGUUUGUGAAGAGGAAGAAGUACAAUGUCCCGGUUCAAAUGUGUCUGCACCCUGAAGUGAAGGAGUAUGUUAUCCACGUUGUUGAUGGGGUCAGGUGGCUGCUGGAGCAGGGAGAGGUCGAGACAGUGGCCAUUGUUGUUCUAAGGGCAGAUAACUCUCCACUGGAGAGAUUUGUGUUUGAGAUAACUGACACACACAACACCAGGUCAAAGACUGAUGAGUAUCUGUUCCAGUUGGAACAAUCCCUGAGGGCGUUCCUACUGAAGCUGAACAUCUGUGACUCUGUAUUGCAGCCUCUACCUGAAGACUGCACCUGGACAGUGCACAUCCACACACGGGAGUCUGCAGCCCAGAAGUUGGAUGAGAAACAGGUCAUCAAAGUCCCUGGGAGAUUCGAGGAGAUUCUACACUCCAGACCAAACUUCCCCUGGGUUGAAGCUGAUGAAAAGCAGCAGAAAAUGGAAGACUCAAAGCUUGUGCCUCUCAAGUCUAUGAAAUCUGACUUCUUUAAGAUGCAAUUGUUUGUUGAAGAAAGUGCUAAGAAGACAUCUUGAUGCGGAGUCUGUGUGUGCUGGUGUAUGUUUGUAGUGGGUUGGGUUUAAUGUAAAUUAUUUCGUACAAGUAUGUGUGGGACUUUCUUCUCUCAGGCUUGAGCCCAUGUGGUGGUAGAGCCCAGUUAAAUAUAUAACCACGAAAGUUACUAGAAAGGUUGAGCAACUGUUUCACAAGAGAAUGUUGUGACACUGAGACUUCUAGUGCAAUUUUCCUGACACAAUUGUCAUAUUGAAAUCUGAUAUUACAGUUUUAUCCAUAAUUGCGUGAUAUUGCAGGGUAAAGUUUUUUCUCAUUGUUCAUGGUUGAUUUAAUGAAUUAUGAAAUUUAAAUCUAUCUAUGCAACAUGAUAGUGAACUUAAAUAUAGUGUGUUGGGUUAUGCCCCUUGAACAUGCAAGGAUCCACUGGUUUUGUCAGCAGCAAUUUCUCUAAAGGAACA
This is a messenger RNA of Haliotis rubra (blacklip abalone), 1418 nucleotides long. Its product is annotated as mitotic spindle assembly checkpoint protein MAD2B-like. The coding region runs from base 321 to 980 and encodes 219 amino acids. Lineage: Eukaryota; Metazoa; Mollusca; Gastropoda; Lepetellida; Haliotidae. The record is from RefSeq and is a predicted model, not a curated record. Gene Ontology annotation, cellular component: zeta DNA polymerase complex. The transcript has 7 exons.